UAGCCACUUUCAUUUCCCCCCCCAAAUGUAUCUUCCUGCUGGAAUAGUAAAUUCACUAAUCAUAGCAAUGACAUUUACAUUGAAACCUAUGCCCAGACAAAAAUAUGUUAUUAUAAUGAAAGGGGGUGGAUGUGCUACAACUGCGCUAACUGAGUACAUUGGUUUACUGUAGUUUAUAUGGUCUUCCGCCGGGCCGGUUCGCUGCGCAGGUUUACAACGCGCGCCAUUUUGUGACAUUUACAAAAAAAGCUUUCUUCAACAAAACAGGGUCUUCAAGUUUUUAGCCGUAUUUUUUUUUUUUAAACAUGCUUUGGAAGCAAUGCUACUCUCGCUGAAAUGGAAGUAUCGACCAGCUAAUGGUGUACAUGCCUACAUCGAAAUGUUGGUUUCUCUAUGGUCAGAUCGAAUACAGUAAGUUUCUGCUGUUGACGGUGGUGGCGAGUUGACGGAGAGGCGCUGUUGAUUUGGAAACAGAAUUGACAUCUACUCAGAGGAGUGAGGGUUGUACGUUGGGAAAUCUGGGGGCUCCAUGGAGAAGAGACUGGAUUCAGUAAUUCGCCGUAAGGCAUUGGGGAUUGUAAAUGAGGAUAUUUUUCUGGAAUAGGAAGACUGACAGGCAGCGACAAAGUGGGCUGUGGUUUGCUGCUGGACUCUCCUGCCAGGAUGAUAUGAGAGUUACCAGGAGACGAUGCAUACAGGAGGAGAGACUUCAGCAUGCAAACCUUCAUCUGUCCGGCUUGCCCCCUCGUUUUCGUUCCACGCUGCUGGGCUUCAGAUGGCUGCUCCCAUGCCCCAUUCGCACCAGCAGUACAGUGAGCGGCACCAGCAGACCACUGACCCGUCUGUGCCGGCUCUGCCCUACAGCGAGCAGGCGCAGCAGUCUAUCGCCAGCCAGGUGACCCCUGAUGUUGUCAUGUUACAGAGGCGCAUGCCCCAGUGCUUUCGCGACCCGUCCUCGGCUCCCCUGAGGAAGCUCUCUAUUGACCUGAUCAAAACCUACAAAUGUAUCAAUGAGGUAUACUAUGCAAAAAAGAAGCGGAGACACCAACAGGGCCAGGGCGACGACUCCAGUCACAAAAAGGAGAGGAAGGUCUUCAACGAUGGCUACGAUGACGACAACUACGACUACAUCGUCAAGAAUGGGGAGAAAUGGAUGGACCGCUACGAGAUCGACUCCUUGAUAGGCAAAGGCUCAUUUGGACAGGUUGUAAAAGCGUAUGACCGUGUUGAGCAGGAGUGGGUGGCAAUUAAGAUCAUCAAGAACAAGAAGGCUUUUCUAAAUCAAGCCCAGAUUGAAGUGCGGCUCCUCGAGCUCAUGAACAAACAUGACACGGAGAUGAAGUACUACAUAGUUCACCUUAAGCGCCACUUCAUGUUUCGGAGCCACCUGUGCUUGGUGUUUGAGAUGCUCUCCUACAACCUGUACGACCUGCUGCGGAACACCAACUUCCGCGGCGUCUCGCUCAACCUCACACGCAAGUUUGCCCAGCAGAUGUGCACGGCUCUAUUGUUCCUGGCCACACCCGAGCUCAGCAUCAUCCACUGUGACCUGAAGCCGGAGAACAUCCUAUUGUGCAACCCCAAGAGGAGCGCCAUCAAGAUCGUGGACUUUGGCAGCUCCUGCCAGCUGGGACAGAGGAUCUACCAGUACAUCCAGAGUCGGUUCUACCGCUCCCCGGAGGUGUUGCUGGGCAUGCCUUACGACCUGGCCAUCGACAUGUGGUCCCUGGGCUGCAUCCUGGUGGAGAUGCACACCGGAGAGCCCCUCUUUAGUGGGGCCAACGAGAUUGAUCAAAUGAACAAAAUAGUGGAAGUGCUGGGCGUCCCUCCCAAUUACAUAUUGGACCAGGCGCCCAAGGCCAGGAAGUUCUUUGAGAAGAUGUCUGACAGUACGUGGGGUGCAAAGAAGACCAAAGAUGGCAAAAGGUAUAAGCCGCCGGGCACUCGGAAGCUGCACAGCAUCCUGGGUGUUGAGGCGGGGGGUCCUGGGGGGCGGCGGGCAGGCGAGUCUGGCCACACUGUAGCUGACUACUUGAAGUUCAAGGACCUGAUCCUUCGGAUGCUGGACUACGACCCCAAGAGCCGCAUCCAGCCCUACUAUGCCCUGCAGCACAGCUUCUUCAAGAAGACAGCAGAUGAGGGGACCAACACGAGCAGCAGUGUGUCCACCAGCCCAGCGCUGGAGCAGUCCCAGUCCUCGGGAACCACCUCCAGCACCUCCUCCAGCUCAGGAGGAUCGUCUGGCACAAGCACCAGUGGGCGGGCGCGCUCGGACCCCACGCAUCAGCACCGGCACAGUGGAGGUCACUUCAGCGCCUCUGUGCAGGUCAUGGACUGCGAAAAUCUCUGCCCACAGGCGAGGCAGCCAUUCCCUCCCCCCGUGGGCUGGGCUGGUGGCGAAGGGGUGCAGACAGUGACGGUGGAGACCCACCCCGUCCAGGAGACCACCUUCCACGUGCCUCCCCAGGCGCCCAAAGCCAUCCACCCUUUGGCCCCCGGCAACAGCUCCUCCACCCACCACCACCAUCACCACGGACACCAUCACCACGGACACCAUCACCCUCAUGGACAGCAGGGCCUGCCAGCACGGCCCCGGCCCCGCCUCUAUCGCUCCCCCACCAACAGCGCCUCCACGGAGAACUCCAUGGAGGUGGUGCACGGCCACCUGUCCAUGACCUCCCUGUCUUCCUCCGCCUCCUCCUCCUCCACAUCUUCCUCCUCCACCGGGGCCCAGGGCAACCAGGCCUACCAGUUGCGCCCGCUCCCCGCCAACGCAGCCUUGGACUUUGGCAGGAAUGGGAGCAUGACCAUGGGACUGGGUGCCUUCUCCAACCCCAGACAAGAGACUGGAAUGGCGGCCCACCCCACCUACCCCAUGGGCAUGAGACAGGGCAUAGACAGGGAGGAGUCACCCAUGGCAGGAGUCUGUGUACAGCAGAGUUCUGUCGCCAGUUCAUGACUAAACUGAGAAUGUUUUUUUUUCUAUUUGUAUUUUUUAAGGUGGUGUUUUUUUCAACAAAAAAGUGCAUAGAGAUCAAAAAGCUGCUUAAAAUUAGAGGGGAUAUUAUCACUGACCCGCUACCACAGUGCAGAGCCCACCAUCUCUCCAACUACUCUUCCCAAUGCCACCCUUGGGUUUCUCUAUUCACUUUGGUUUUCAAAUGGGAUUUUUUCGAUCUAGCAUUUUCAGUGUUCACAGGGAAUUACAGAUUUUUACUACAAACUGUCUCGCAUAGCAUACUUCACAACAGUACUGAAACAUCCAAUCAUUUCACAUUCACCUCUCACUUGAUUGCAUGGUUUGCAUUAUUCCUUGUUAUUGUCAGCUGAGAGCUUAGAAGUAUGUGGUUAGAAAAUGACGUAGACCUUCUUUUGCCAACGGCUAUUUAGUAAAGAAAUUGCUACAGCACCAUAACACUUCCAGCAACUCCUAUCCACACAUUAGCCUUUUUCCCCCUGUCUUCGGCAAGAAUAAUUUUCUCUUUUGUACUUUUUGUUCUCAUUUGAAUUUCUCUGUUCUGUUGUGCAAUUCCACCUGUGAGUUGUGAGACCUGUAGAGUUGCAGAGGAAUGAAGCAUUAUGCAGGGAGGGUGCAUCUCGCUGGGUUUGUCUGUGUCACUCUUUCUCUGUUUGAGAGUGGUGCCAAUGCGAGCUGUGGGCCGGCCGGCGCUCUCUAGCCGGGGUCAGCACGUGUGCAGGUGGGCCGCAGAGAGCUGGGUAGCCCCAGAGCAGUAAAGGGGGGCCCUGACCAGGUCCCUGGAACAGGGCCACACUGAAGAGAUCUGCUGAGGAGCAGCAGCCAGGGCCGGUUCUUCCCAAACCUAAAGUACAGAUGUCCGGGCAGUAGCAGUUUUUUUAGAUAACCCUUUGGCCUUAUGAUUUUUUAAACUCUGA
This is a messenger RNA of Coregonus clupeaformis (lake whitefish), 3894 nucleotides long. RefSeq names its product dual specificity tyrosine-phosphorylation-regulated kinase 1A. Gene Ontology annotation, molecular function: ATP binding; transcription coactivator activity; protein serine/threonine/tyrosine kinase activity. Gene Ontology annotation, biological process: positive regulation of DNA-templated transcription; peptidyl-serine phosphorylation; protein autophosphorylation. Lineage: Eukaryota; Metazoa; Chordata; Actinopteri; Salmoniformes; Salmonidae. Gene Ontology annotation, cellular component: nucleus. Bases 689 to 2959 code for a protein of 756 amino acids. The record is from RefSeq and is a predicted model, not a curated record. The transcript is spliced from 12 exons.